CGUCGAACUUAAUUAAUUCGCUCAGUCUGGGUUGAAGUUUGCACGCCAAAAAGUACCAAGAUGAAUAUCGCAAUUUUUGCAUUCGUUUGCCUUUCGGUCGCAUGUUCCACUGCUGAUACUCUUCAGGAACUUGAUUACGAUUGGGCCAAUAUAAAAUCACGUGAUCUGUACGUCGAGCCCAUUGGUCCAGCCCCCGAACAACAGUCAGGACUUCGCAUUAUUGGUGGAAAUGUGGCGGCCCGGGGCGCUUUUCCUUAUCAAGCUGCCCUGAUUAUUGACAACCAGAGUUUCUGCGGCGGAUCCAUCAUCAGUAACCAAUGGGUUUUGACUGCCGCCCAUUGUGUCGACACAGCUGCAGCUGUCCAGAUCAUUCUCGGUGCUCACAACCCCAGAUCCACAGUGAAUGAACCAACACAAGUUCGAUUGGCAGCCAACGGUCGUGUGGUUCACACUGGUUGGGAAACUAGUGUUCUUCAGAAUGACAUCGCUCUUCUUCGAGUUGCCUCGAUUCCCGUGGGACAACCUGGAAUUUCCGCAGUUAAUCUGGCUCCAUCCAACUCGCCCACUUAUGCCGGAUCUACUGGUACCAUUUCAGGAUGGGGAAGAACAAGCGAUGCCAGUACCACCAUUGCCAAUGAGUUGAAAUUCGUGGAAGUUCCCAUAAUUUCAAAUUUGAUAUGCACUCUUUCAUAUGGACCCCUGGUGAGUUCUCAGCACGUUUGCACCUCAGGAGCUGGAACUCGUGGAGCCUGCAAUGGUGACUCUGGUGGCCCAUUGGUGGUCGCAGGUGUUGAAAUCGGAAUCGUUUCCUUCGGAUCGCGAUUGUGCGAAUCUGGAAAUCCCAGCGUUUUUGUCCGAGUGUCCCAUUUCAGGGACUGGAUCACUUCCAACUCUGGCGUCUAAACCUCAGUGGAUGGAUUAAGGGAAAGAAAAUAAAGUUCAUCCAAUGAU
Messenger RNA from Dendroctonus ponderosae (mountain pine beetle), 951 nucleotides. Its product is annotated as brachyurin. NCBI's taxonomy places the organism in Eukaryota, Metazoa, Arthropoda, Insecta, Coleoptera, Curculionidae. The record is from RefSeq and is a predicted model, not a curated record. Gene Ontology annotation, biological process: proteolysis. The transcript is spliced from 4 exons. The coding region runs from base 61 to 903 and encodes 280 amino acids. Gene Ontology annotation, molecular function: serine-type endopeptidase activity.